This is a messenger RNA of Oldenlandia corymbosa var. corymbosa, 4495 nucleotides long. NCBI's taxonomy places the organism in Eukaryota, Viridiplantae, Streptophyta, Magnoliopsida, Gentianales, Rubiaceae. The record is from the annotation of a GenBank genome assembly.
CUCCAUCAAUCUUUACAAACUGUUUUUUCAUGAACCUUAGAAAAAGGCCCAACGUAGAGGGAUAGGCCCAAAACUUGCAAAAGCCAUCCCGUCAUCUCCAUUUUAGUCGGACGGAUCACAGCGGUAAAAGCUUCUGGAGUAAGACAACGAGCAUAGAUAUAGAUUUUCAUUUUCCCCGUUCAAAUUGGCGGGAGAUUUAUAGGAAAUUGAAAGGCGGGGGAAAAACCAGACCCUUUCUCUCUCUAACUCCGAGCAAAAUCCAGUCUCCGUUGGUUCAUAUGGAGGAGGAAAUCGUUACUCGGCGUUCGGUAAGUUCGGUUAAGUUACUUCCGUAUGUUUCAUGGCUUGUCAUCUUGACCUAAUUUUGUUGCUGGUUGACUUUACGAGUAGAAACGAGCUAGGGCUCAAACUGGGGUCAACGAGGAGCAAGCUCCGGCGAAGCCACGGGCUAAGGGGGCGAAUGCUACUCAAGGUUUGAACGAGGAUGAGGAAGAAGAGGAUGAAGUGGAGAGAGAGGAAUCGUCAGAUGACUUUGAAGAUUCUCGCCCGAGAGCUAAACGGAAUAAGCUUACUGAUGGUGCUUCUGCAUCGGCCGGGAAGAUAAAUUUGCGGAUGAUUGAGGUUGUUAAAAAGAAUGGUAAACAAAUCCCACAAGUGGUCAAGCGCUGGGUUGAAAGAUAUGAGAAGGACCCAAAAUCUGCAACUGUUGAACUUCUAGCAUUGCUCUUUGAGGCAUGUGGAGCCAAGUAUAGUAUUCAAGAAGAACUCUUGGAAGAGACUGACGUUGACGAUGUAGUGGUGGCUCUUGUUAAUUUGGCCAAAAGAGUAUCCUUCUCUGUCGUUCUUUAUAUAUUGUAUGUUGUCCCAACACUGAUCCCAAUUCUUGUACACUCUCAGUUUUCCUUACAUUCAUGAAAUCUUAGGGUGAAGUUGAAGAUUAUCAAAGUUCAAAGAAGGAAUUCAAAAUUUUCAAGGAAAAUCUCAUCUCCUUAUGGGACAAUUUAGUUAUUGAGUGUCAAAAUGGACAUCUAUUUGACCAGGUCUUGUUUGACAAAUGCAUGGACUACAUAAUUGCAUUAUCUUGGUAAGUUUUUUCUGACUUUCGAAAAUUCAUAAUUAUUGUGUACAGUUAAGUUCUCUAAUCUAUUUCAUUCUUAUGUCUUUGGAUUAUUCUAGUACUCCUCCAAGAAUUUAUCGCCAGAUUGCUUCACUUAUGGGGCUUCAGCUUGUCACAUCGUUCAUAAAUGUUGCAAAAAUGCUUAGCGCACAGCGGGAAACUACUCAGAGGCAGCUAAAUGUUGAAAAGAAAAAAAAACCCGACGGACCUCGUGUGGAGUCGCUUAAUAAGAGGCUAUCCAUCACACAUGAAAGGAUAACUAUGAUUGAAGAGAUGAUGCGCAAACUGUUCACUGGGUUGUUCGUGCAUCGCUACAGGGAUACAGAUCCUGAUAUCCGAAUGUCUUGCAUUCAAUCUCUGGGUGUUUGGAUUUUGUCAUAUCCUUCUCUGUUCCUUCAGGAUUUGUAUUUGAAAUAUCUUGGGUGGACAUUGAAUGACAAAAGUGCUGGUGUUAGGAAAGCAUCUGUCCAAGCGCUUCAAAAUCUAUAUGAAGUGGAUGACAAUGUGCCCUCUCUUGGCCUAUUUACAGAAAGAUUCUACAAGCGGAUGCUUGAACUUGCUGAUGAUAUCGACAUCUCUGUGGCAGUAUGUGCUAUAGGGCUUGUGAAACAACUGUUGAGACAUCAGCUUGUUCCUGACGAAGAAUUAGGUUCUUUAUAUGACUUGUUAAUAGAUGAUCCUCCAGAGAUCAGGCGUGCCAUUGGGGCCUUAGUGUAUGAUCAUUUAAUAGCUCAAAAGUUCAACAGUUCUCAAUCAACAGGUGGUACUGAUGAUUCCUCGAAGGUUUAUCUUGGUAGAAUGUUGCAGAUACUGCAUGAAUUUGCAACAGAUCAAAUGCUUAGUAUAUACGUUAUUGAUGAUGUGUGGGAGUACAUGGGUGCCAUGAAAGACUGGAAAUGUAUCAUUUCUAUGCUUUUGGAUAACAAUCCAUCCACUGAACUCAGUAAUGUUGAUGCCACAAGCAUGAUACGACUCAUGUGCUCAUCUAUCAAAAAGGCAGUGGGAGAAAGGAUCGUGCCUGCUUCCGAUAAUAGAAAGCCGUAUCAUACUAAAGCUCAAAGAGAAUUGUUUGACAAAGACAGGCUUGAUAUUACCGUUGCUUUGAUGAAGAACUACCCUCUGCUUUUACGUAAAUUCAUGGCUGACAAGGAAAAAGUGCCAUAUCUGGUUGAAGUCAUUGUUUAUAUGAAUCUUCAACUUUAUGCUCAAAAGAAAGAACAGCAGAGGUUCAAGAGUGCUCUCAAGCUUAUUAGAGAAGCUUUCUUUAAGCAUGGCGAUAAGGAUACUCUGAGAUCAUGUGUGAAAGCUUUUAGCUUCUGUGCUACUGAGAGUCCAGGAGAAUUACAAGAUUUUGCCCAAAAUCAGUUGAAGGAGAUCUCGGAUGAGGUUAUUAGCAGACUUAAAUCAUCAAUUAGAGAAAUUGAGGAUGGUGAUGAUGAAUAUUCAUUUCUCAUAAAUUUGAAAAGGCUCUAUGAAUUUCAUCUUUCAAGACCAAUUUCUAUCGACAGCUUAUAUGAUGAAUUCUCCCGUAUUCUUCAAGCUUCGAGUAAAAUGGAUGAUGAGGUGAUCUGUUUCAUUCUUCUAAAUAUGUUUAUGCAUGUUACCUGGACCCUGGAAGCUACCACACACAGUGAAACGGUUUCUGAGGCAUCAUUAUCUUCACUCUUAUUGAAACGGGAUACAUUGUUUUUACAUCUUGAACACUUCCUGGUCUCUAAUCCUGAAUUUCAAGAAGAGGGUAAACCUGGAAAGAUAUUAGCAUGCAGGGUAUGUAUUCUACUUGCAGAACUCUGGUACUUAUUCAGAAAGAAAGAGUUUGCUUCAACGAAACUGGAAGAUCUGGGAUUUUGCCCUCUUGAACCCACUAUUGAAAAGUUUUGGAAAACUUGUGAGCAGCUCCUCCAAAUUUCAGACGAGACAGAAGAUGAUGAUGUCAACAGAGAAUAUGUUGAGGAGACCAAUCGCGAUGCUGUCAUGAUUGCUGCUGCAAAACUGGUUUAUAUCGGUGCAGUUCCUGAGAAUCAUCUUGGUUCAGACAUUAUCUCCCAUUUCGUAAGGCAUGGAGCAAGUAUCUCUGAUAUUGUGAAGAAUCUGAUUACUGCUUUAAAGAAAAUUAAGGGAGACCUUUCAGAUAUUUUAAUAGAUUCUCUAAAAAAGGCCUACCAGUCGCAUCUGGUUGCGGCUUCUACGAGCAUCGAUGAAUCCUUAUCAACCAAGACAUUUCAUGAUUGUAAGAAUCUUGCCAUUCGACUUUCUGGGCUGUUUGUGGGUGCAUCCAGAGACAAGCAUAGGUUAGAUGAGAUUCGUAAGGUUGUAGAUGCUUGUAUUGAUCAUGCAUUUUCAGAUGCUCCAAAGCAUCUUUCUUUCUUGGAUGGUGCCGUGUUGCCUUUUGUGUCUAAACUGCCCACCACUGCCAUUCUUGACGUUCUCGAAAAGGUCCAAAAAAAGACUGAUAAUAUUGACACCGAUGAGGACCCCAGCGGCUGGCAUCCAUAUCAUGCAUUUGUUGACACACUCAAUGAGAAGUAUGCCAGAAAUGACGAUUUGCAAGAUGAGAAAGAAGGGACAGCAGUGAAACGACGAGGUCGCCCAAGAAAGAAUCAGAACGUACGAGGAAAGAAACUUUUCAAUGAGGAUAGUUCGAGUGAAGACGACGAAGAUUCAAUCAGUGAAUCUGACCAAUUUGCCGAAGGUGAAGAAGAGAAGCAAGAAGACGAAGAUGAGGAGGUUCCAUUAAUACGGUCAUUUAAAUCGUCUGCCAAGUUAAGGUCACUGAGGGUUUCCAGGGAAGAUAAUGGAAGUCAAACAAAAAGUGGGGAUUCUAAUCGAGGUGCAGAAGACUUGGGUGCUUCCAGAACAUAAGUACGUAGGAUUGUGGUGUACAGUGCAUUUUACUUCGAGAUAGAAUACAUGUGUACUGUGUCACAGGAUCAUAUGUUUUUGUGCCAUAGGAAUUGAUCUCCGUGUGUUUCUGUCACGACGGCCACAUUUUGUUUAUGAAUGGGAGAAACUUUGUAGGCAUUUUGUCGAAUGAAGAUAACUAACCUACUUUUUGUUUAAAAAUUCUCCUUGACCAGUUAGCUGGCUUGAAAGCCAAAGUGACCUUCAAAUCUGCCCUUCCACUUUCUUUAGUGACACUGAAGCUUUUGUCUGGUAAGAGGAUGGAGGACCUUCCUGGUUUUUCUUGCUCCUUGUCCGGAUGUAAAUAUGUCGGAGAUAGUAGAAUAGGAUGUUGCCAGUGGUUUACUAUAGUUGUUUAAUGCUUAAUAAUGCGUCAGUCAGAUCAUUGCUGCUCUCUGUUUCAUUUGUCCAGUUCAACUUGGAUAUACUCGACGUGAUUUGAAAUUUCUUUUGCAAAUUCUGUAAGGUCAAUAGGUA